GUACCUCGAGAUCCGGGCUCUCCGUUUACAUUAUUCAUACGAAGGGUGUGACUUGUUGGCUGUUUUUUUCAGCCUGUAUAAAACAACAAGUUCACGUAAAAUAAAAUAGAUGGAGAAGGCUAUCCGGCACUCUUUGACACGGAGAGUCCCCGUAAGCCUAGUUGACAACUCGCCUACUGUCCCUUUGUGACCAGCUUUUCGGCAGAAUGCCCGGUCUAUGCUUGUUUUGUCUCACUGCCGUGCUCGCUGCAUUCACACGGUUCGCGGACACCGUGGGGACGGUGGUCCGAUGCGAGCCGUGUGACACCGUGGCUCUCAUGCAGUGCAAGCCUCUGGCAAAAGACUGCGCCGAUAGGGUAAGGGAGCCUGGCUGUGGGUGCUGUCUGACGUGCGCCCUUGCGGAGGGUCAGGCGUGUGGAGUGUACACCGGACGCUGUGGCUCCGGGCUAACUUGUCAGCACCAACCCGGGGAGACCCGACCACUGCAAGCCCUGCUAGAGGGACGGGGAGCGUGCUCUAGCGUCGCGUCCAAAACACUCAGCCCCAUUCUGCUCCCCACAGAGAAACAAGAGAACGCAGGCAGGGAGCAGGUGGUGGCGGGGGAAGAGUUGCGUACCAAUGUCACCGUGAUGACUACCAUGGCGGUGGGUGUGGUUGUUGUUGAAGGCGGAGGCGGCAAACACCGAGUGGCGAUAGAGGCCAAACCGCCGCUGCAACCCAAGCUGGAUGUGAUUAAGAAGGAGCAGAAUAAGAAGAGCCAGAGCUACAAGAUGGAGUCAGGAUCUGGGGGAGUCAAAGCCAACAUUCCCAGGUUUUCUCUGGAGGACAAGAGGGAGACCGAAUAUGGCCCAUGCAGGAGAGAGAUGGAGAGCAUUCUGAACAGUCUUAAAAUCUCCAAUGCGCUCAUCCCCAGAGGCGUCCGCAUCCCCAACUGUGACAAAAAAGGCUUCUACAAGAAAAAACAAUGCCCUCCAUCCAAAGGGAGGAAGCGAGGUUACUGCUGGUGUGUGGAUAAGUACGGUCAGCCUCUCCCCAGCUACGAUGGAAAGGAGAGAGGAGAAUCCCAGUGCAACAACCUGGAGAACAAAUGAGAAGCAGAGAGAGAGUGGAUGGAUGGAGAGAAAGAACGAAGCAAGGAGGAGAGAGGAAUAGGAGAGAGACUUUUUUUCACUCCGGCCCUACACAAAGCACAGUCAAAAAGAGCGCCAGACUGUUGACCUCAGGUCACAUGACUGCCGGAUAGGGAAGGGGGGAGGGGGGAGGGAGUGAGAAGACUGGGGGAGCACAGCCUAUAGGCCAAGCCUUCUGUCCAUUAUCUAUAGCUAUCUGCUCUGUGCUAUGGGAACCUCCUCACCUUGUAUGAAAACAAGAGAGAGAGAAACUAAUCAUCUCCACUAUUCUUUUAGAGAGAGAUGGAGGGACUUUUCCACUGUAUUUAAAGUGUGAGUGACUGUGACCCAACUCAAUGUGUGUAUGUGUGUUUGUGUGUGUAUGUCUGUUUGUGUGUGUAUGCGUGUGUAAAUGCUGUCUUUCACUAAAGAUCAGUUUAGAGAUGUUAGAACACCCAAAUCCAGCCCCCUUCCAUCCUGUCAUGCCGAAACUCCUCCUCUUUCUCAGGGUCCAUCAUUAUGAAGUGAAGGCUUAUGGUUUGGCCAGCCUCUGAUCUCUUUCAUGCCAUCUUGGACAACACUGGCCUUCCCCACUGUCUCCAAAGCAACCAGCUUGUCCAACCCGAUGUGCUGCGUCACAUUUACAGGUUUAGGGGGGAACGAAUGGAGACAGUGCCCAAUAACGGUGCCUUAAAACCCCACACUGCCCCCCUCACCCUCUCUGCCCUCUCUCCCCCAUCCCUAACCCCUAUCCCUCCCUUUCCCAUAGUCCUUCCUUUGCCUUCUGCAGUCCUCAUCACAAUCACUUAAAGCACUUCAGCUGCAUCCAACCAACCAAUUUGGACCAAUUAUAAAUAAUUAGUUGGGUGCUUAUGUUUGUCCUGUUUAUUAUACAAGUGUGUAUUAUACACGUGAAAUUAGAAAUGUGUUUUUUUGCAUAUCCCUACUCCACCUGAGACACCCUCGGAGAGUGAGGUCAAUGCCAGGUCUUCCAUUAUCAAUGGCAACCCCGGAUCAAUUAGUUAAGUGCCUUGUUUACAUCAACAGAUUUUUCACCUUGUCAGCUUGGGGAUUCAAGCUACCAGCCUUUCAAACUACCACAAAGCUCUAACCGCUAGACUACCUGCCUCCCAUAGCAUAGCAAUAAUGCAGUACCUUUUCCAUAGUGGCAACAUUUGACAAGGUUUAUAGCACUGUAGAACAAAACAACAAGAAAUACAAUCAACAACAACAAAAUAUAUAUAUAUAUAUGCUACACCAGGACUUCAGACAGUGAUCUUACUCAGCCUAGUAAACAAAUGGCACUCCUCAGAAUUUACAUUCAAUUCAAAGGGUGUUUUCUAUUCAUUUACAUUGUUCUUGGAGAUGCUUGUAUGAUCUUAUGCCAACAACUCCACAAGAUGGACACAGCACCAAAUAUGCACUCAAGAAGUAGACAGGGGGUCUGAGGAAAGGGGCGUGGUUCUCCUAGUGAUGCUUCCUGCUUCCUCUAUUGCGCUUUCACAUAUCCUGUGUCCAAAAUGGCACCAUAUUUGGAUGACAUUUCAGAUGCAGACUUUAACAGUGGAGAGUGCAUAAGAAGGAAUGCUAGCCCAGUAGCUUGAUUGCACUGAAUCAGCUACAAAGUAACUUUCAAAAAAACAACCACAACAACUUCAAACCAACCUACCCGCUGGUACUAUAUCACAUUUUGUCAGAGCACUUCAUUGCUCUGAGUAUGUUUAAGCUAUUGCCCUGCCCCCUUCCCUGUUAUUUGUGUGUCUUUGUAAUUAUUAUAAUUUUUUUCCUGGAAGCAAUGUGUCUGAAUAGACGUACAGUGCCUUCAGAAAGUAUUCAAACCCCUUAACUUUUUCCACAUUUUGUUAGGUUAUUCUAAAAUUGAUUAAAUCGUUUUUUUCCCUCAUCAAUCCACACGCAAUACCCCAUAACGACGAAGCAAAAACAGGUUUUUAGAACAUUUUGCACAAAAAAAA
Oncorhynchus kisutch (coho salmon) is the source of this 3082-nucleotide messenger RNA. Its product is annotated as insulin-like growth factor-binding protein 3. The record is from RefSeq and is a predicted model, not a curated record. Gene Ontology annotation, biological process: regulation of insulin-like growth factor receptor signaling pathway. Gene Ontology annotation, molecular function: fibronectin binding; insulin-like growth factor II binding; insulin-like growth factor I binding. The transcript is spliced from 4 exons. Gene Ontology annotation, cellular component: extracellular region. The coding region runs from base 207 to 1091 and encodes 294 amino acids. NCBI's taxonomy places the organism in Eukaryota, Metazoa, Chordata, Actinopteri, Salmoniformes, Salmonidae.